ACGUAUGCGUGCUUAAAUAUUUUAUUAUAUUUUAGGCUCGGCAGUACAUGAUUUGUUAAUAGGAGUAGCAGCAACCUACGACGAAUAAUAAAGUCAAGAGUAAAUAAAUCAGUCUAUUUUUGGAAGAUACUUUGAGUUAACAUACCAACAGAGUUAGGAACAAUGUCGCGUAGCUCAGAUAUUCAGGGACAUUUGAGAAAUGUAGCAGCAGGAAGACAAACUAAUGAACGGCUUGAGUUUGACCCUACGACUGGUAAGCUAAGAGUUGCGAGGGGUAUAAAUCUAGAUAAUGUUGUUGCAACAAAAAUGGCUUGCAGUGGUUUUUUUGGAGGUGGCUUUUCUGUCCCAGUCCCAGGAUGUUUGUCACUUCACGACAGUUACCGUGAAACAAUUCAUCUGGAUGGAUUUCACAUUUUUGAUAAAUCUGACUUUUACAAGCCAAGAAAACCAGGCUCUAAAAGUGCAAACUAUGGUGGAUUGGUUUUGUAUGGAUGCCGUGGGCUUGAAGAAUGGGUAACAAAAAAUGGCACACAUUGCGAAAAAGGUUGUAUUGUUAUAUUAAACACGGACUCCAAAGAAGUAAAAAAGUAUCAAUACCCAGGACAAGAAGGCCAAGUUCAUGGUGCUAUUUAUGAAUGUGCUUUUGGAGAGAAGAUGGACAACACUGUCGUUGGUGAAGGUUUUUCUAUACAAAAUGAAAAAUUAAAAUUUAACUCUGUGGCUUUCAACUGUAAUAAACCAUACCGUGAUCGAAAAAAAGAAAUGAGCAAGAUCAGUCAAAAAUAUAUAAAAUUACUAAUUAAAAGUUGGAUGAAAGCAGGACCUUUGUCUCUAGGAAAGCUUAAAUUUGGUGUUUGGGAACUUGAUGAAAUGAUAGAAAAAAACAAUCAAGAAAAUCCAGUAAAAAGGAAUUUUGUUAAAGAUGUUUUUCAAGAAGACCAAGAAAACGCAGUUGAAAGGGAAUUUGAUGAAAUGACAAUUCAACAAGACAAGGAAACUCCAAUUGAAAGUACAAAGUUAGAAACCAUGUCGUCCGACAGAGAUAUUCAGUUGGAAUAUAACCAAGUAACUUCUGAAUUAAAGAGAUUUUCAUCUUCAGUAGAAGACACAGAUUGGGAAGAUACAACUGAUAGUUCUGAAGAAAGAAAUUCUACAACAAAAGAAGAUGAUAUAAGCUACGAAGAAUCGAUUAACCGUUCUAAGGAAAGAAGUUCUGCAACUUCAGAAGAAGAGAUGGACUCGAAAAAGGCCACAGAUUGUCCCAAUGCACUAAAGACAAGGAAAUGGACUCUGGUUUAAGCAGUGGCUACCCAAAACUCAGACUACUACAUAAAAUAUUCAAUUAGAAAAAUUGACCACAAGAACACGUAGGGAUGUAAAACAGCUCUGGUUUAACGUUUAGUGAAAUCAUCAAAAUAGAAAGCUUGAUAUGUUAUAAACCACGUAAAAAGAAUUCUUAUGUUAUCAAGAACAAUA
Molecule: messenger RNA, 1476 nt
Organism: Xenia sp. Carnegie-2017
Lineage: Eukaryota; Metazoa; Cnidaria; Anthozoa; Malacalcyonacea; Xeniidae
Exons: 9
Coding region: 163-1299 (378 amino acids)
Source: RefSeq, a predicted model, not a curated record